Molecule: messenger RNA, 648 nt
Organism: Penicillium roqueforti
Lineage: Eukaryota; Fungi; Ascomycota; Eurotiomycetes; Eurotiales; Aspergillaceae
Exons: 3
Coding region: 1-648 (215 amino acids)
Source: RefSeq, a predicted model, not a curated record
AUGGCUGGUAUCCCAAACCUUCUUUGGGGCAACUAUCUACUUACUGUUUAUGGAGUUCCUACGAUUGUGGAUGAAGCAGCUUUUGUUACUCCGGAUGAUCUUACCCAAGUCGCAUUCUCUUCACUCAAGAGUGCUGGGUUUUUGCCCUGUAACAGCUUAGGCUGUCCACACUUAGAUGCAAACCGAGUGCCACCGGCAUUCAAGCACCUGCAUAUUAAUGAUGAGGUUGCGGUCUCGCUCUAUCGGAAAUCUGAUGUACUAUGGGAGUUUGACUUGGAGAAUAAUCCAGAUAUUAUGAUUGCGUCGGACGAUCGACUCCUAUCGGCAUCUCUAGGUCGUGGCCGAGGACGCUUCUUAUCGUGUCCUUGUACCGUGAAAAUCCCUUCUGCUGUGAAAUAUUGUGAGGCCCUGAUUCUAUUACUUUGCCGUGACUACGACUCUUCUUACGAGACUUAUUGGCUAGCUAUUCUGAGCUAUAUAUUGGAGUAUGUUAACGGUACGGAUAUUUUGGAUGAAAACAAGCUGCAAGAAGGUUACAGAAAGUUUUACCAUGCCCUCAAAUUAGAAGAUCCAGAGAUAUAUUCAAUACUGGAUGAGCUCCGAUUUGCCUUGAUUGAAGAGCGUCGCCUCCCAGUGAUAAAUUAUUAA